AUGCCGUGCGUGGAUGUCGCCGAUGCCACGGUCAUGCUUGGACGUCAGACACUCGAACGGGCGAUGCAACUUAUUAACGGUCACCCAAACUGGAACGCGGAGGUGGUGUACGGCGACACCGACUCUCUGUUUGUGCGGUUACCUGGCAGGACAAGGGAUGAGGCCUUUCUGCUUGGUGAGCAGAUGGCGAGGGAGGUGACUCGCAUCUAUCCCGCACCGAUUCAGCUCCAGUUUGAGAAGGUGCUUUUUCCUUGUCUGUUGCUUGUGAAAAAACGUUACGUGGGGUACGCGUAUUUUAAUCCAGAGCAAACGCAGCCUGAGUUCCUUGCGAAGGGUAUUGAGACUGUACGCAGGGAUCAAUGCCCUGCAACAUCCCGUCUUGCGGAACGUAUGCUUCGUCUCCUUUUUGAUGGUGCAUCCACGGACGUGCUGCGUAUGCGGUUCUACGAGGAAGUUGGAAAACUGCAGCGUGGAGGGUGUAAUCCGGCUGACUGCAUCUUUAGAAAGGCGGUGAAGCUUGGUCGUUACCGCGGCACUGCACAUUUGCCACCCGGAGCGCAUCUUGCCAUGCAGUUAAUAGAAAAGGAUAUCACACACACGCCGUAUUGGGGCGAGCGCAUGCCCUACAUUGUGGUUCAGUCGCUGACGUCUGCCCGACUGUGCGAUAAGGUGGUACACCCACAACGCCUACUGAAUUUGAGGGAAAACCUGCGCAUUGACCACGAAUACUACAUCAAACGUCAUAUUAUUCCCACGCUGGAUCGUAUGUUUUACCUAAUCGGCGUGAGCUUUGCGAGCUGGUAUGCGGUUAUGCCAAGGCGGCGGUCGUAUCAGAGCUACUUUGAGCUUGGCUUGACAACGCUUCCGCUCUUGGGCAGAAAAACGACGCGGAUACCGCGUGAUUCCAUCGUGGUGGAGGGCAACACAGACGACGACAUGGACCACAAGGGUGCAUCGUUGCCUGUGGCUACUCGGGUGCAUCCUGCGAAGCAAGGGACACUGGAUGUACACUACCAGCAGACGUUGUGCGCUGUGUGUCUUGGUAAGUGCUCGAAAACAAAUCCACCAGAUCUACCCGUUUGUGGCGUUUGUUUGCACAAUCACGGGGCAUCGGUUGCGCGCGUGGUAGGGCGCCGGCACACUGUGGAGCAGCAUUUGCGAUUACUGGAGACCGCGUGUCGACGUUGCAUUGCAUCGUGCGGGGAGGCGGGCGGAACAAACUUCUUGGCGGGGGAAGAGCGAGACAUGGAGGAUAUGCAUUUUGUCAUUCCCCAUAGGCUUGCUGCCGCUGCUUCUGCUGCCGUGCAUGGAGAGAAGUCGAGGGGGUGUCUUUCCAUUGACUGUUCCUUGACCUUUGAGAAGUGUCAGGUGUUCCUCCUUCACUCGCAGCUGAUGGCGUUGGAGAAUUACUUGACGGGGCUGUGA
This is a messenger RNA of Trypanosoma rangeli, 1425 nucleotides long. Its product is annotated as putative DNA polymerase delta catalytic subunit. Gene Ontology annotation, biological process: error-prone translesion synthesis; double-strand break repair via homologous recombination. Bases 1 to 1425 code for a protein of 474 amino acids. NCBI's taxonomy places the organism in Eukaryota, Euglenozoa, Kinetoplastea, Trypanosomatida, Trypanosomatidae. Gene Ontology annotation, molecular function: DNA binding; DNA-directed DNA polymerase activity; nucleotide binding. The record is from RefSeq and is a predicted model, not a curated record. Gene Ontology annotation, cellular component: nucleus; zeta DNA polymerase complex. The transcript has a single exon.